Aureobasidium vineae is the source of this 981-nucleotide messenger RNA. NCBI's taxonomy places the organism in Eukaryota, Fungi, Ascomycota, Dothideomycetes, Dothideales, Saccotheciaceae. The record is from the annotation of a GenBank genome assembly.
AUGUCUUCGGACAUCGAAAGCUUCACGACUCAUCUGCAGUCGUCGAAACGCAUCUUGGCCUUGCUCGGUGCCGGACUGUCUGCGUCAUCUGGAUUGCCUACCUUCCGUGGUGCUGGGGGCCUUUGGAGGACUCACGAGGCCAUCUCCCUAGCCACUCCCGAGGCCUUUGGUCGGGAUCCAGCCCUCGUCUGGCAAUUCUACAGUUACCGCCGCCAUAUGGCUCUCAAGGCGAAGCCAAAUCGAGCCCAUCUCGCUCUGGCUGAGUUGGCUAAGAAGCAUCCAGGCUUCAUCGCUCUCAGCCAGAAUGUUGACGGUAUGCGCCAUCCCCUUGUACCGACUUCUUCCAGACUAACAUCUUGGGCCNNAGGCUUAUCGCAACGUGCGAAGCAUCCUGCAGAAAAGCUCCAACUACUUCAUGGCAGCCUGUUCAACGUCAAAUGCACGUCCUUCUAUUGCUCAUACCACGCCGAGAACUUUAUAGACCCCAUCGUACCCGCCCUCAGAAUACCCCUCGACGAAUUAGAUCCUACCACCAAAGAGGCUCGCCAUGCUGUGUCGGAACACCAGAAAGAGCUGGAUAUAGCAGAUGCACAAGUUCAUCUACCCUCUGUUCAAGUAGCAGACCUACCAAAAUGUCCAGAGUGUCAUCAAGGCCUUUUGCGUCCCGGCGUCGUCUGGUUCGGCGAGUCUCUUCCAAGCAAAGUACUCAACACUGUCGACAGUUUCAUCAACGACUCGACAAAGAUUGAUUUGAUAUUGGUCAUUGGAACAAGUGCCAGUGUCUAUCCCGCUGCUGGCUAUGUUGACGAGGCGAGAUCCAAAGGGGCCAGAGUCGCUGUUAUCAACGCCGACCGCGCAGAUGAGCCAGCCGGAGGUCUCACAGACAAUGAUUGGUUCUUCGAGGGCGACGCCGCCCAAAUCGUUCCCGAUAUCCUGAAAACUAUCAUUGGAGAGGUUGAGCAACCCACUGAGAUGCUAUAG